Molecule: messenger RNA, 3549 nt
Organism: Rana temporaria (common frog)
Lineage: Eukaryota; Metazoa; Chordata; Amphibia; Anura; Ranidae
Gene: KCTD12
Product: potassium channel tetramerization domain containing 12
Exons: 1
Coding region: 251-1225 (324 amino acids)
Biological process (GO): protein homooligomerization; regulation of G protein-coupled receptor signaling pathway
Cellular component (GO): presynaptic membrane; postsynaptic membrane
Molecular function (GO): protein binding
Source: RefSeq, a predicted model, not a curated record
GAUCCUGCCAGCUUCCUCAAUCAGAAACACAGGGAGGAGAAGAGCAGGGAAACAAGCCAGUCUGCUCUUUGCCUUCACUGCAUCUUGCAGUCUCGGCAACUACUGUAACCUGCAGAGACGGAUACCUGACGCACUAAACUCAAAGCUGAUGUUCUUCAUGUAGUUAGACUUCUGCUUUGGUUUUCAUCUCCUUUUCAACCCAUUUUUUGGGGAGUAGGAUAACUGGGACUUUUACUCCUUUCAAGCUGCCAUGGCUUUGCCAGACACUGCACGUGGAUUACCCAAUGGAGGUGGCGGAGGAGGCAUCUGCACAGUGGCCGUGUCCACUGACGUUUUGUUCCCUGAAAUAGUGGAACUAAAUGUUGGCGGACAAGUUUAUGUGACUCGACACACAACUCUAGUGUCAGUGCCGGACUCUCUUCUCUGGCGUAUGUUCUCCCAGCAGAAACCGGGAGAAUUGGCUAGGGACAGCAAAGGUCGUUUCUUCCUUGACCGGGAUGGCUUCUUGUUCCGUUAUAUCUUGGAUUACUUGAGAGACUUGCAGCUUGUUCUGCCUGAUUACUUUCCAGAAAGAAGUCGGCUACAAAGAGAAGCUGAGCACUUUCAGUUGUCUGAGCUAGUAAAACGCCUGAACCCUCUGCGAAUCAGUAAGGACAGCUCCAUAGGAGGUGAAGAACCUCCUUUGCUCCUCACACCAGCAGCAGGUCAAGAUUCUGAUUUGGACACAGCAGGCAUUCCAGUCUCACCAUCUCCUAUAACUGGGGUCCCCUCCCCUACUUUAGAUCCAUAUCGUUUCAAUGCAUCCUCUUCUUGCAGUCCUGCCUCAGUUCCUCGCCUCACUCCUUCCCAGUCACUUGAAGGCAAAAGAUCUGGAUAUAUAACAGUUGGCUACAGGGGUUCCUAUACCAUAGGACGGGAGGCACAAGCUGAUGCUAAAUUCAGAAGAGUUGCACGCAUUACUGUCUGUGGCAAAACCUCUCUGGCUAAAGAAGUGUUUGGCGAAACCUUAAAUGAAAGCCGGGAUCCUGAUAGACCUCCUGAGAGGUAUACAUCCAGGUACUACCUUAAGUUUAACUUUCUGGAGCAGGCUUUUGACAAGUUAUCUGAAGCUGGCUUCCAUAUGGUGGCAUGCAGUUCCACAGGGACAUGUGCAUUUGCCAGCAAUGACCAGAGUGAGGACAAAGUGUGGACCAGCUACACUGAAUAUGUCUUCUGCAGAGACUGAACCUUUUAAGCAUUUGAGAUGCACAGGAAACACACUUUCAAGCUCAUUCUGCCAUAUAUAAUACGCCUUCUGAUCUCCAAUCCAUAAAACAUGAUGCUGCUUUCAGGCACAUAUGCAUGUGAGAUUGGUAUAACCAUAUUCAUACUCUUUCUUUGUAAGUCAAUAAGAAUUCAUUUCCUGGACAGCACAAUGUUCAGUAAACCAGAAGUGGUGAAUUACCGUAAGAUCUCCCUUAUGUAUUAAGAAAUAUUCUGUUGCAAGUGAACUGUUUUGUACUGCUACACAGCACCAGUAAUCUUGUGCCAUAAGGGGAGACAUACACAAGCACACACACACACACUUUUUUUGUUCGCUCUCUUUCCCUUUUUUUUAUUUCUGUGUGGGUGUUAUCCUUUUUUCUUUUUCCUUCUUUGUGUUGGAUUUUUUUAAGACAGCAUUAGAGCUAUCUGUUUAGGAAUGUGAGGGAGGGCAAAAUAUCUAACAAAUGCUUCUUAGCUUAUAGCAGGAGGUUGAGAAGGACAUAGUUUUCGAAGGAAUCCUUUGCCCUCUAAUUGGCUGUACUCCAGAAAAAAUAGCAGUCUUAAGCAUCUGACUGAUUGCAUUCAAAUGUUGACAGCAUCCAAUCCAUUGUGUCAUUUCUUUUUAACCACUGUUAAACUAAAAACUCUAUUUACUUCAUUUGUUUGUAGUUAGUUGGGGAUCUAAAGCGUUGUUUGCGCUAUUCUUUUAACACAUGAAAACCACUGCCAUUAACGUGAAAGUGAAUAAACACAAAAAAAGCAUAUGAUUUUCGGUUGUACUAAAACACUGAGAAUGUAAUAUACUACACAUUAUGACUAGUUUUGUCAUAUUUAUCCGAUCUAACAUCUUAAGGCUUAAUAAAUAACAAGUACAAUGAGCACUAAUGUGAAGUAACCAACACCAACCAAUCAUAAAUCAGUGAGUUACCUUUUUUUUUUUUAGGCUGUGAUUGGUGGGUGCAGAUUAUUUCCCAUGAAGGAUGCUAUCAACUAUAUUUUCAAAGCAUAAUUUAAUACAACUCUUUUUUGUUGUUGUUGCCAGCAUUGGUAUUUUAAGGGUUUAAAGGGUUUUAGUGAUUUUUUUUUCUAUUUCUGUUGAUACUUUGCUGGCUUUGAUUUUGAAGUGCUCUGAAGAGUUCUUAGCACACAAGCUCUGUGAUUAAUAACUUUCGGAAAUCAAUUAAAAAAAUUAAAGGGCUUAUUUACAGAAUAGCUUUUGGCCUCUCGAAGUAAACAACUUAGAUGUGCACAAAACGUGUUGGUUGCCUUUUGAAACGCGUGCCAUAUUUCUCAAAUGGAAUGUUUUUGCUCACACUGCUCAAAUGCUAUCCAGUUAUUAUUAUAGAGAAUAGGACUUGGUUUAUGAAGGGCUUUCCUACUGUACAGAAGAGAAUAUAUGUUCUUCUGCUUCCUCUCAUUUCUGUUUUAUUUCAUGGAUUGGAAUCUACAAUUAACAUCUGUGACCUGCAUUUCUCAUUGAAUGAAUUAUGAGGUUUUUUUUCCCAUAGGGGCCAAAAGUGUCAAUAGGCAGAGGCACACGUCUAAUCAAUGUAUGUGCAUUCAGGUGCGUCUGGCUGAAAAACGCUUCUCUAGUGUCACAGGGCACAGGCACACACAGACACACACUCUACACACAGAGGCAGUGGAGUAAAAAUGAUUUAUAAUUCUAUUACUGCAGCAGCUUUUUGAUAUGCAUUCAACUUGCCUUGAUAAGCUCUCUGGUGUCUGCAGAAGCACAUAAUACACUAAUCAGUCAUUAAUAUUCUACAGCGCACAGACAAGUAUGAAUCUAUGAAAUAUCAUUUCUCACCUAAAUCAGAUCAGACAACCAUGGCUUUACCAAAGAUUGCCAUUGCAUUGAUUGAAUAAUUUAUGUGUUUUUUGCUUUCUUGCAAUAAGAUAAAAUUCAUAAUGCAAACAAUUUAAAGCUCAUCCCUUUAUUUGUGGAAGGAACUGCUGAGCAGUACAGACAUUUGUCUUUUUUUUUUCUAUUUAUAUGCAUACGAUUUAUCCAUGGUUAGACCAGUCACAUGAUGUCAAUGAUGACAUUAGUGUAUGUAACAUAUUUCUAUUUUAUUAUACUACAAAGCAUCAUUACUUCAGACUAGCAAUAAAAAAUAAAAAUAACAAUAAUAGCAAAGACAUUGUUUUGCUUCAACUAGGUCAUUUUUAGCAACCUUUUAAACAUAGACGUCAUCACAUGUAUUUUUAAUUAAAAGGGAACCGUUGCUUUCUGUAAUUUUCACUACUGCUCCCAGCUACAAGUAGUUGAAUAAAACCAGUGCUUAAGUGAUUUAAAUUAUA